AUGGCGCCGACCGCAGCAGCAGUGGCAAAGAAGAGGUUGAGGGCCCGCAAGCCCAAGCGGCAGCUGUACAAGUCGCCAGCAGGGGCGGCGAAAAGAAUGGCGAAACUCCGAUCGUCAAUCACUCCGGGCACCGUUUUGAUUCUCCUUUCUGGAGGCCACCGCGGCAAGCGCGUCGUCUUUUUGAAGCAACUGUCGCCGUCCGGACUGUUACUGGUUACCGGUCCGUUCAAGGUGAACGGCGUGCCGCUGCGCCGGGUCAAUCAGCGUUACGUCAUUGCCACCAGCACAAAGGUCGAUAUCUCCGGAGUUGAUGUGUCGAGCAUCAAGGACGAGCAGUUCGGCGCCUCCAAGAAGGAGAAGUUCGCGGAGCGCAAGCUGAGGAAGAAGCAAGAUGAGGGAAUGUUCGUGCAGCAAAGCGACAACAAGGCCAAGCAGGCUCUCCCCGCGCAAUUCAAACAACUUCAAGACUCGGUCGACAAGGCACUGCUUGCUUCGCUUAGCAAGGACAAGCUGCUUACUCAGUACUUGAAGACACGCUUUACUCUCCGGGGCUCGAUGCGCCCCCACGAGAUCAAAUUCUAA
This is a messenger RNA of Neospora caninum, 582 nucleotides long. RefSeq lists its product as hypothetical. NCBI's taxonomy places the organism in Eukaryota, Apicomplexa, Conoidasida, Eucoccidiorida, Sarcocystidae. Bases 1 to 582 code for a protein of 193 amino acids. Gene Ontology annotation, biological process: ribosomal large subunit assembly; cytoplasmic translation. Gene Ontology annotation, molecular function: structural constituent of ribosome; RNA binding. Gene Ontology annotation, cellular component: cytosolic large ribosomal subunit; ribosome. The transcript has a single exon. The record is from RefSeq and is a predicted model, not a curated record.